AUGGAGGAUAUCGGAGUUGAAGUUCAUGAUGUAUCCGUCGAUGGCAUACUUAGCGGACGUCUAAAGUGUAUCCUUGGUUUGUUCUUCAACCUCUCGAAAUUUAAGCAAAAACUUCGAGAGUGUCAAUCACAUCCGAAGUCAGUUGCCCAAUCUGGAAUUCCACAAAAGUCUGCAGACUCGCCUCUCACCUCGACCAGUCUGGACAGUCCAGAUAGUGAUAGACGCUACGUCACUCCACCUAGCUCCGUGCAGAGCAGUGUCCAGCACCAGGCACGACCCCUGAGUGACCCUCAGGCCCUGAAAAAGCCCAUUGACUCCAAGAGUCGUCUACCUGUCUUCCGUCAAAAUCGAACCAAAAAUUGUCUGUCAGAUUCGCCACAACCCAAGAGUGGCGAAUUAGCUGCUUCCUCGCUUCCAACCCGAUCAAUUCGUUCUCCACAGCCGAUUAAAAACCAGAAGAAUCUGCCCUCCAAAGCACCCAAUUCAUCCCUCGGUUCCCCUAGCACCAAUCCACCGAUGUUUCCCAUUAGUCGACCUGGGGGAGGUAUGAUGAAGCAUCCCUCGUCCCUCCCUCAUCCUGCUUCCAUUCAAACGCGCUCCUUGGUGGAUUUUGGUGGAUCUAGGCCCCUCCGAGAAAUCAGUGGUGAACCGCCAAUGCAACAACCAAUCAGCAAGUCUACUGUAGUGAACAAUGCCAUUUCACCGCCUCUCUUUACAAAGCCACACAUUCAGUACUAUCCACCGUCCAACUAUCCUGGAGUGAGUCAAUUGCCAGCCCCCACACUAUCCUUUAAUGCUGGAGUCCUGCGAUUCAACCGACCCUCCGAUUUCCUUCCACAAAGUCUCACACCUACAGCCUCCUCAAAAUCCAGUUCUUUCGCCUCUUUGUCGUCGUCAUCGAAUGGAGGUCAUCCAUUACCAAACAAUCUGAAGAUGCUACACAAUGAAAAUGAAAAUGUUAACGGAGAAAAGGACGACGAGGGAGAAGGAGAAGAGAGUCCACUGGGCAGUGGGGAAAUUAAUCGCGCGAUGUCACAAUUGGAGGAUGUAAAUCCAGGCACCUGGUCGGGUAGACUACCACCCACGCUUCCAGGAAUGUCAACCUCAAAUGGUCACUUCUACCUCACUACAUCCCGUCAAAGAGCCUCUCUGGAUCCACACCUACACAACGAUAAGAUUUCUGCAUCGGUGAAUCAUAAUGAUGGGGAUAAUAAAAGCAUCAAAUCAGAGUGCCUACCCGGGAAGGAUAUGAAUCGGCCUGCGAAACGUUUAGGCAUUCCACCGACUCUCUACUCCUCUGAAUCGAACCUCUUCACGCCCGACACCUGGUCCAACAGCCUUCCAAAUCGCCCUUUUCAUCGAGUCACUGAAGUGACCACCAUGGAGUCUCCCUCAACGCUGGCUCAAUUGCGAGCUCGGGCUGAUGGAAGGGAAGAAGUAACGAGCGAGAGGAUUUAUGGACCCUUAGGCUUCCUAAAACUCCCUUAUGAUCCCCCAAGAUCGCACAUAGAUCACGGAGAAGCUAAGUCUCCUUAUUCAGUUGUUGGUUGUACAAACAUGAAACAGUCGGACGAUGGGACUGGUUCUGAGGCGGAAAUAUGCCACCUCCGUCGGGAGUUGGAAUCGGCACGGCAAAAAGUCACCACAUUAACUUCGCAACUGGAGUUAAAUUUCUCCUGUCAGAUGGGAGGAUCGGAGAUGAUGAAACAAAUACAAAUGCUAACAGAAAAGCCCUUUUCACAGGUUCAUCCAAACCCCUGUGCUCAUUCCUCGCCCUUCAAAGGCGAGGAUGGGCUGGAGCAAGUGAUCGUAGGUGGUGUGGAGGCGACCUCCACCUUGGCCACAUUCCUGUUUAUUGCAGCAGUCCACAAUAUGGACCGGCUGUACCCUAACUUCUAUUCCCUCCAUGCCACUCCUGUUGAACCGUUGGAAGUCCGAUUCAAGCGUCGAUCAUGGAAUGCUUUCCCUGAAAACCCUCCACUACCCUACACUGUCUACACAUCGGUGCAAGAGACAACACUUCAAAGUCACCGACAUCAGAGGUGUUCGAGUGAAGCGCCCACCUCUCGAAGAGUCUCCACCUUCCUUCCGGACAACAGUAACAUUGAUGAUGAGGAAGUUGAUGAUGGAGCUGGAGAAGAUGGGGUGGAAGAGACAACCAACAGUAUCUCUCCCAUUCCACCGAUUGCAGUAGUUAAGCCAACUGUUGGAAGAAUGGAUGGUCGAAGGAUUCAUCGACCACAGCCUUGUUAUGGACUGUCAGCUUUACCAUCAUUAUCGAAUGACCUUCUACCUCCAUACAUGCAAAUGAGCACACCAGAGGUCUACUUUAACACCCACGGUCCUUCCAAUUUCAAACAACCCACAGUGAGUCUACCCAGACGCAGAACUCAAUUGAGACGUGAGAGAACACUACCAGCUGCAAGACACUCCGUUUUUGAGUAUCCCAACGUGGUGGACUACGGACCGCUUCAAAACGCGGUAAUGCAGGAUUUGACACUUCGGCGUCGAUCACGAAGGCAUCCAGAAGCGUCAGCCACAGCACCUCUUAGUCGACGAAGACCUUGCGGUAGUUCUGCUGCAAUUGUGCCACUAACAUCAAGGCCUUCCAUCGCCAUUGAAGUAGAGCAACUGUCGACACCCUUGACGAUGCCAAAACCUCAACCACCGCUCUGUGGUCGCAUGGAGCGUCAGGGUAGAAGCACUCGUGCCUGCCUUGUUUCCAAUUUUGAACAGAGUCUGGCAAACAUGGCACAACGCCUUCAAAGCCUAACUGUCUCGGCAGCUGAAAAGGAUUCCGAACUACGAGAACUGCGACAAAUAAUAGAUUCCAUGGUGCAGGAGCGAUCUUCCUCCAAUGCUGUUGAUCCAACCAGCGGCAAACCGCCGUUUCCUCCCUCGGCCACAGCGAGCACUAAUGCCAACUCUCCAGGUGUUGCCGCUGGGGACAAAGUUGAAGUGGAGGAGGAGAAGUCGAACAGUUGCCCUCCAGGAACUCCCAAGUCUUCAGGCAUCAGGAAGGGAGGCUGGUUAAGGAGCUCUUUUGAUCGAGCGUUCCGACGUCGUGGUUCUCAAACCUCACUAACUGGGGACGCUAGCUCUCAUGGCAGUCAUUCAAAGCCCUCUCGACCCUUACCAGUCAGUGCCUGGAAUUCACCCGAUCACCGGUCGUCACAUACAGAUUUGCGCAAAAACUUUGUUCGUGCGGCUUCUGUAUCUGCUGACGUGAGCAGAACUCAGGGUUACCCUGGCAACCACCUUGGUAAUGGCGGUUGUAUUGGAGUCGACGGUUCUAGAGUUGGACCGACUUCUCCACCUUCAAUAUCCAGCUCCGCCUGUUGUGAAGCUCACUCGCGAUGCCGUCUGUUGGAGGCAGAAGUGGAGGCACUGCGAAAAGAAUUGGGAGAACGUGAACGACGCCUAACAGAUGCCCAACUACAGGCUUUGGCGUCGGCGCAUCAAGUGGAUCAGCUUCGAGACCAACUAAACCUUCUCUUCCAACAGUUAAGUCUCCUGCGUUCCGACAACGAGCGUCUCCAUGCCUCGGCAGCUGCAGCUGCCAACUCCCCGCACUUCAGUGCAGAGUGA
Molecule: messenger RNA, 3588 nt
Organism: Hydatigera taeniaeformis
Lineage: Eukaryota; Metazoa; Platyhelminthes; Cestoda; Cyclophyllidea; Taeniidae
Source: the annotation of a GenBank genome assembly